Fusarium venenatum is the source of this 1566-nucleotide messenger RNA. Lineage: Eukaryota; Fungi; Ascomycota; Sordariomycetes; Hypocreales; Nectriaceae. The record is from RefSeq and is a predicted model, not a curated record.
AUGGCGACUGCUACUAUCCAACUCACUCCCAAGGAACAGCAGCUUCGCCGUCUUCUUCUCGAUGUAGCCAGGUCCAUUGAUGAUUCUCGCCAAGCUCCAGAGCCUAUUGUCCUGCGCUGGGCUGGUGGUUGGGUGCGCGAUAAGCUUCUCAACAUUCAGAGCCAUGAUAUCGACGUCGCAAUCAACGCCAUGACUGGCGUUCCCUUUGCUCAAGCCAUGUGCGAUUAUUGUGAGCAGCCAGAUGCCAUGGCUAAGCACAACAUUGGGCCUGCGGAUAUUGGCAGUCUGCACAAUGUUGCCCGCAACCCAGAAAAGUCAAAGCAUCUUGAAACGGCCAUGGUCAAGAUGUUCGGACUAGACCUCGACUUCGUUAAUCUUCGAAAAGAGACCUACACUGAGGACAGUCGUAACCCUCAGAUGGAGUUUGGCACAGCGGAAGAAGAUGCGCGCCGUCGCGAUGCUACUGUGAACGCACUCUUCUAUAACCUACAUGAUGAUCGUGUUGAGGACUUCACAGGGGGGCUUGCCGAUAUGGAUGCCAAAAUUAUCAGAACGCCUUUGGAGCCUUUCCAGACUUUCAUGGACGACCCCCUACGGGUCUUGCGGCUCGUUCGCUUCGCCAGUCGACUUCAGUUCGAAAUUGAUUCUGAAACACACAAGUUCAUGGCGGACUCAAAGGUCUUGGAGGCACUGCGUGUCAAGAUCAGCCGAGAACGAGUUGGUGUAGAGUAUGAGAAGAUGCUAAAAGGAGCUCACCCACAUCAAUCACUCGAACUGAUCGAUGAGCUGCAGCUCUUCCACGCCAUCUUUACCGACCCUGAACACAACAACCUCCCAACACCAGAGAUCUCGCAGUGGAGCGUUGCAUACACUUGCCUCGAUGAGCUCCUGAAGGAUCCAACCCCAACUUCUGUGGCUGGACGUCUUAUUACUUCUGAAGAUGCUUCUUCUCCUUUCUAUGCAUGGAACCUUGCUGCUUUGACUCCCUGGAUGAUCGUCGAAGAACCCCCGAACUUUCGCAAGAAGCCAAGUGCUUAUCCACCCGUAGCUGUUGUCGCUCGUGAAGGCUUCAGGGCCCCAAACAAGUUGGCAGACGUUAUUUCUGCAGCAUAUCGCCACCGAGAAGAGAUUCUGGAAUUAAAAGAGGCUGUCUGUAACGGAGCUUCAUAUCUCGAAGAGCGCGAUCGUUUUGGCAUGGCCAUCCGCAAAUGGGAUUCUCCAGCUGGUAGUUGGAGAGUACAAGUCCUCAAUGCUCUGCUAGUUGAAGCACUAGAAACACUUCCAACAUGGAACCGUGAAGGAUCAGAAAAGCAAAGCGAAUUCUUAGCAGGUUGGAAAAAGUUCCUCGACCACCUGGCUAAGCUGGACCUUUAUGAAGUCACAUCUCUCAAAAAGCUACUCGAUGGAAAGGGUCUGGUCAAAGCACUCGGCACGAAACCUGGAAAAUGGACUGGGCCGGCUCUUCAAGUGUGUAUUGCAUGGCAACUCCGUAACCCUGAUGCAACGGAUCCAGCAGGUGCUAUAGAGGAGGUGAAAAGCCGGAGAACAGAGCUGGAGAUACCAUAG